UAAUUUCUCGUAUUUAAGAAAAUUAAUAUAAUAUAGUAUAUGAUUAAAUUCUGUGCUUUCUUCUGAGAGUUUUCAUUGUCAGGAGGACAGUUUUUAUCUCUUCAAAGGGAAAAGCUAUUGCUUUUUGUUUUCUCUAGCAGAAUUCAAUGAUUUGAGAUUGUAAUAGAAAACAAAAACUGAUACACACACAGUUGUUAAUGGAAGAAGAGAAUCUCAGAAGCAAGUUCAAAAGGGUGUGUGUUUUCUGUGGAAGCAACUCUGGUCAUAGAAGAAUCUUCAGCGAGGCUGCUCUUGAAUUGGGCCAUGAACUGGUUAAGAGGAAGAUAGACUUGGUUUAUGGGGGUGGAAGUGUUGGGUUGAUGGGUUUGAUAUCCAAGACAGUGCAUGAUGGAGGCUGUCAUGUUCUUGGGAUAAUUCCAAAAGCUCUCAUGCCUCUGGAGAUAUCAGGAGAACCAGUCGGUGAAGUGAGAACGGUUUCAGACAUGCAUGAGCGCAAAGCUGCAAUGGCCCGAGAAGCCGAUGCCUUUGUUGCUCUUCCUGGUGGAUAUGGAACAAUGGAAGAGUUGCUGGAGAUGAUAACAUGGUCCCAACUCGGAAUACAUAAGAAAACAGUUGGUUUGCUAAAUGUCGAUGGUUACUACAAUAAUUUGCUUGUGUUAUUUGACAACGGCGUUAAAGAGGGUUUCAUCAAGCCAGGUGCUAGGCAUAUAAUAGUCUCUGCUCCAACAGCCAAAGAACUAAUGGAGAAGAUGGAGCAAUACAAACUUUGCCAUGAACACGUGGCUCCUCAAGAAAGUUGGCAGAUUGAGCAACUCGGUGAUUAUCCCAAUCAACUAUAAAUGCACAAUGAAGCAUUGCUGGUAGGUUUCCCCUUCUUUUGAUUCCUGAUGUGAUGCAUAAUCAUCGAGUUAUGAACGACAUAGCUCUCUUUGAAUGGGCCACAUGUUGGUCGUUUACCAUGUACUUUUAUCGCCAUAAAAAUGGGAUUUGAUUAUAUUAAAA
This is a messenger RNA of Hibiscus syriacus, 1002 nucleotides long. Its product is annotated as cytokinin riboside 5'-monophosphate phosphoribohydrolase LOG8-like. The transcript has 7 exons. Gene Ontology annotation, biological process: cytokinin biosynthetic process. Gene Ontology annotation, cellular component: nucleus; cytosol. Gene Ontology annotation, molecular function: hydrolase activity, hydrolyzing N-glycosyl compounds. NCBI's taxonomy places the organism in Eukaryota, Viridiplantae, Streptophyta, Magnoliopsida, Malvales, Malvaceae. Bases 198 to 839 code for a protein of 213 amino acids. The record is from RefSeq and is a predicted model, not a curated record.